AUGAGGCACACGGAUGCCCGAAGUACAAACGCAGCUUUAUGUAAGAUGUUUAUGGUGUGGGGAUUACCAUUAAUUAUACAGAGCGAUAAUGGCCCUCCGUUUCAAAGCGCUGAAUUUAUCGAUUAUUGGGAGGCAAAAGGGGUAAGAGUUCGGAAGUCAAUUCCUUUAAGUGCACAGUCCAAUGGGGCUAUCGAGCGACAGAACCAAGGUGUAAUCAAAGCUUUGGCGGCAGCAAAAAAGGAGCAUAGAAGUUGGAAAGAAGCUCUAGAGGAGUAUGUACACGUCCACAAUACACGGAAGCAUCAUUCCCGUUUAGGGAUCACCCCAUUUGAGCUGCUAGUUGGUUGGAAGUAUCGCGGGACUUUUCCAAGCCUUUGGAGUCGCAAUGAAACAUUAGACAGCAAUGCAGUCCGUGAGGACGAUGCAGUUGCCAAGUUAACCAGUAAAAAGUUCGCUGUUAGUCGCCGAGGAGCAAAAGAAUGUCAUAUUGCGGCAGGUGAUAGAGUAGUUGUUGCUAUUCCCCAGAGAACUAAGACUGAUCCAACAUUUUCUAUGGAAAAGUUUUCUGUUUUAACAAGAGAAGGGGCUAAAGUAGUCAUCAUUGGGGAGACUGGUGCCAGAUUGGUUCGGAAUAUGCAGGAUGUCAAGCGUCUUCCAGAUGAGUCACCUUUAGAUACUGAUAUAACUCCGACAAUUAGCGCUGACCAAAGGGAUACUACUAGUUGCGCUACGACCACUAUACCACUGGGACUAGGUAGUAACGGAAAUCUCAUCUCGAAGAGACCACAGAGAGUAACCCGGAAACCUGAAAAAUUUAAGGAUAUGAUCUUAUAUCGAGUCCGUUCUGAAGAGUAG
Messenger RNA from Sabethes cyaneus, 855 nucleotides. RefSeq lists its product as uncharacterized. The record is from RefSeq and is a predicted model, not a curated record. NCBI's taxonomy places the organism in Eukaryota, Metazoa, Arthropoda, Insecta, Diptera, Culicidae. Gene Ontology annotation, biological process: DNA integration. Gene Ontology annotation, molecular function: nucleic acid binding. Bases 1 to 855 code for a protein of 284 amino acids. The transcript has a single exon.